AUGCCUAACCUCGAAGACUACUUGAAACUAGUCAAGAUCAACGAUUUUGACAUCAAUGAGUACAUGGACAAGCUCAAGGAAGACGACGUCCCAAUCGUUGGUCUUUCUGUCUCGGGUGGUGGUACCCAGUCUGGGCUAGGUGGCCUUGGUAUCUGGAAGGCCUUUGAUGCUCGUUCCGAUGCAGCCAUCGCUGCUCGUACUGGAGGUCUAACACAGCUUCUGUCCUACAUCACUGGACUCUCAGGCGGUGGUGCUAUCACUGUCUCUCUUCUCGCGGCAAACAAUUUCACGACGACAGACAACAUUCAAAAGGCCACCAACUUCUCAACUUCUUAUGCUGAAGGUCCUGAUGGUAACCAGACAGACUUCUUCAAUACUAUCUUUGAAAACGCCGGUGCCAAAGAUGAAGCCGGCUUCCCUGUGUCUGUGGCCGACACCUUUGGCCAGUUCUGGGGAACAUGGCUCCCCGAGGAUCAAUUGUUCAGUAACUACUCCGACAUUGCCGACAACGGGACAGCUUUUGCCAUGGGCGAUGCACCUAUGCCUAUCCUGUGCUUUGCAGAGGUCGUCCCCGGUAAAUCUCCUGAGAUCGGGAAGCUCAUGUACCCAACUCUUAACACUUCCAACCUCUUCAACUUGACCGCCUAUGAAGUCACACCCUACGAGUUUGGAUCUUGGGCUGGCGGUCGUGUACAAGCUUUCAUAACAACCAAGUAUCUCGGCACGUCCAUGUCUGAUGGCAAACCGCAGAACAGAAGCGAGUGCGUCGAGGGCUUCGAUAAACUUACUCUCAUGCAAGGAACUACCACCAACGCUUUCACCGCAUGGUUCACCGCAUGGUUCAUUGACUCCUUCUACGGGGUUCCGAUAUUUGCGAAGCGUUGGUUGGACAAGAGACAAAAGGCGAACCCGGAUAUCAAUGAUGUUCCUAUCCCAGAUGACGAAGAUGAUAAUCCGUUGGUGCAACUGGUCAAUCAGACGGCUUUGUACUUUGACUUGACCUUUAACCAGUCACUGUGGGCGACUUAUCCUAACCCAUUUGAGGAUUACAACGACGAUAUGAAGGAUGUUUCGGAGCUCCUACUUAUCGAUGGAAGUCUUUCUCUGGACACCAAUCCUCUCCGUCCAUUAAUCAUUCCCGAGCGAAAGCUUGAUUUGAUCAUUGUCUACGAAGCAUCAUCUGACGCACCCAACUCAUGGAAUAAUGGGACAAACCUGAGGCACACCGCUCUUGCUGCCUCUCAGGGUGACAUCCCCUUUCCCAAAAUUCCCGAUGUCAACAGCAUUGUUGCCCAGAACCUCUCUUUUCAGCCUACUUUCUUUGGAUGCAACGCCAGCGAAGAUACUCCUCUUCUUCUCUGGCUUCCCAAUGCGCCAUGGACAGGCUACACCAACUACUCCUACACGCAAUCAGAGUUCACCCCAGCCCAGCUCGAUAUUGCUUUCGACAACGCCUUCCAGGUAGCUACAUACGGUAAUGGAAGUGUUGACGAGAACUGGCCCGCCUGUCUCGCUUGUGCGGCUAUCAAGGGUUCCUUACGGAGGGUGGAUAUCAAUCUGCCCAAGCAAUGUGAUGAGUGUUUCAGCAAGCAUUGUUGGAACGGAACGACAAGUUCACGAAAGGCUACUGCUGCUGACUUUGAUCUGAAGCCUAGACUUGAUCCUGGGCUGACGUUUGAAAAGUGGAACUCCAGCGAUUGGUAUGGUGAGUCGAGGACCAACAGUAGUGGUGGGGAUAGCAAAGAAGAUAACUCUGCUGGAGCCAAGGUUGGGAAUAAUGUUAUUGGCCUUGUUCUGUCUGUAGCCGCGAUGGUUUAUAUUCUGUAG
Fusarium pseudograminearum CS3096 is the source of this 1827-nucleotide messenger RNA. RefSeq lists its product as uncharacterized. Gene Ontology annotation, cellular component: cytosol. Gene Ontology annotation, molecular function: A2-type glycerophospholipase activity. Bases 1 to 1827 code for a protein of 608 amino acids. NCBI's taxonomy places the organism in Eukaryota, Fungi, Ascomycota, Sordariomycetes, Hypocreales, Nectriaceae. The transcript is spliced from 4 exons. The record is from RefSeq and is a predicted model, not a curated record. Gene Ontology annotation, biological process: glycerophospholipid catabolic process.